Molecule: messenger RNA, 2630 nt
Organism: Camellia sinensis
Lineage: Eukaryota; Viridiplantae; Streptophyta; Magnoliopsida; Ericales; Theaceae
Source: RefSeq, a predicted model, not a curated record
AAAAUAAGAUAAAUUCAACAAAAAUAUAUAUAUUGUUCACUCACCCUUUAUAUAUAUGGAUGAAUAUGCAUAUGUAUGUAGAUAAAAAGAGUUAUAAAAGUUUGUUGUUGUUUGGAAAGUCCUCUCGACUGUCAUCCUUCUCUUGGUUUUGGAGGUGUCUGUAAGCGAAUUGGUUGAUUUUUGGAGGCCUCUCUUUCCUGGUAUGUUUAUCCACUUAUUUAUUUAUUUGUUUAUUUAUAUAUAUAUAUAUAUAUUAACAAUUGGUAGCCAGAGGGAAAAAAUGAAAGAAAUCAAAAUUUUCAUAAGACACUGUUAUGAAGUACGGAUAUUUUUCUCGGAUAUUUCAAAAAGAGAGAUGUAUUUGUAUUAUAUUUGUAUUAGAUAUCUACUUUUUGGAUAUUCACAGAUAUAUAUCAGAUACUCUAAAUCACAUAAUACUUCUUUUACUAAAUUAAAAUUGUAGUAUUUCUUGCAUAAUAAUAUAAUAUAAAUAAUUGUAUGGAUAAAUAUAAGAAUAUUUUUCUAAUACUUUAUUUAGUUAUUUGAUAAGAAGAAUAUAGUGAAUUAAAGUAAUUAAAUUUGUCAAAUUGAUAUUUUUUUUCUUUCAUGCAUGUCCCAUAUAAUUAUAUAGAAAGUAAGUAUUAAUAAGAGAAUAUAAUAAUAGUAUAAUUAAAAUUAAAUAUCAACAUAUAAAUAAGUAAGUAAACUUGAAAACAAUAUUCUUUACCUGUGCCAAAAGGAAAAAUGCAGGGACAAGUUGUAAAUUAUUUAUUAUUAUAAUACAAACAUAUUAGAUAUUGAAAUGAAAUAUGUUCAAGAUCUAUUGAAAAUUAAGAACUAAGCAAGCUACUAUCGUAAAUUAAUAUCUAAUUCUUAAAUGUUAAUAUUUUGCAUUAUAAAAUUACAGUAUGAUUUUUUAACAUUCUUGAUUUUAUACGUAAUUCACUAUUAAUCAUUUUUAAAAAAUAAUUUAUUUAUUUUUUAUAAAAACAUAUCCUAAUCGUAUUGGUUUCAUAUUUUUUUAAGUUUUAUUCAAUAGUUGUAUCCUUAUCGUAUUAUAUCUACUAUCCUACUUCCUAGACACAAUAAUAAGAUUUGAACUAAAUAUCACACCUGAUAAGGGCACAAGGAGAGGGGGAUCAAGAAGGGCAUUGGCCUGCAAACGUCUUAAGAAACACAUGCAUAGGAUUUCCAAUAAUUUUACAAGAUAUGCUGUCGAAUGCAACUGUUGAUCCUGUCUCCCUUCACUUAGAUGAAAAGCUUACACGCCUAUCUAGUACAGACUCUGAGUGUUAUAUCUACAAAGUGCAUGAUCGACUACGUUGGCAAAAUGAAAAGUUAUAUGAACCAGAAAUAUUGGCUAUAGGACCAUAUCACCAUGGUAAAGACAACUUACAAUGGAUGGAAGAACACAAAUUAGGGUAUCUGCGAUUGCUUCUUAAACGAAGAAAUGAGACUAGUGUGGAUAGAUACAUAGUAGCCAUGAGAGAUUUGCAAGAACAAGCACUUAGAUGUUAUGCAAACUCUAUAUGGCUUAACAAAGACGAGUUUGUGAAAAUGAUGCUUCUUGACAGCUGCUUUCUCGUUGAGUUGUUUCGCAAAUUUACCAUAACAAGUAUGAGAGAUAGAAAUGACUCGCUUUUCAAAAUUGACUGGAUACUUCCAAGUAUAUUGCGCGACUUAUUUUUAUUUGAAAAUCAACUGCCAUUCUUUGUUCUUGUGCAGUUGUUUGAUAUGACCAAACUUCUCGACCCUCAUGACAAUAUCACUGAUUUAGCCAUUCGAUACUGUCAUUCUGUCAGUCAAUAUUUAUGUUAUAGUGCAUCGCUAGGUCUUGAAAAGAUUUUAUAUGCUUGUAAUGGAAUUUCAACUUGCCGAGUGAAGCAUUUUCUUGGUCUGACACACCAAAUUGCAUCUUUUUCACUCUCGAAGUCAAUACCUCUAACAAAUGUCAUUGCAGACAAGAAAAAGAUAUGGGAACACAUACAUUGUGCCACAGAGCUACAUGAAGUUGGGAUCAAGUUCAAGAAAUGUAAGCAUGAUACGUUCAUGUGUAAUGUAAAAUUUAAAAAUGGGGUAUUAGAAAUCCCAACAUUCGUUAUACAUGAGAAGACAGAAUGUCUUCUUAGAAAUGUAAUUGCAUACGAGCAACAUCAUCUCGAGGAGGACAUUGGCCUCAAAUAUACCACUGAUUAUUUAACUCUCUUGUGUUGCCUCAUUAACUCGUCACAGGAUGUCUCCUUGCUUCGUCGCUGUGGAAUUCUCGAAAACAUGCUAGGUGGUGAUGAAGCGGUUGUGUCAAUUCUUAACAAGAUUUCUACUUGUGCCAUUACACCUCAUGACAAUUUUUAUUACUCUCAAGUAUUUAACGACAUAAGCGGGUAUAGUAAGCAACGUUGGAACGUAUGGACUGCGAUGUUGAGGCGUAAUUAUUUCAACAGCCCAUGGACAAUCAUCUCGUUUCUCGGAGCUAUUAUGUUGCUUCUACUCACUUUGACACAGACAAUGUUUUCUAUUCUUGCUUACUUCUGUAAUAGAGGUUGUUGAGCCCAUGGAAAAACUUUUAAGUGAGAUUAUUUGAAAUCUUGAACUAUAUUUUUAAGAAAGUUGAAAGAAGGUGUUUGAUAGAA